AGUACAGCAGUGACGCAGCGGUAGAAUCUAGGAGUAUCAACUAAUAACUUCGUUAAUUACGAGCAGGCCGGGCAGCCUAUUUAUACACACACUGCGCUGCGCCUCUGCUCCGAUCCCCCGAUCUGUGAAGAAGGCAUCUUGCACUUUCCGUCACUGCCCUUGGUUCGCAAUUCGCAUCCUCCUCCGCAUGCGCACGACGGCGGCGGCCACGAACAUGAAGCCGCCGCCGCACGGCACCUCGACCGUGCUCGCGCUGCUCUCCCUCUCGCUGCUCCUGCUGCGCCUUCUCCUCCGCCUCCGCCUGGCCGCCUUCCGCGACGCCGCGCUCUCGCUCCACCUCCUCGCGCGCCUCCGCCUCCGCCCCGUCCACCUCCGCCUCCCGGGCGGCGCCACCACGCUCCGCGUCUGGUGCCCGUCCUCGCCGUCCUCCAAGCCGCCGCUGCUCCUCCUCCACGGCUUCGGCGGGGACGCCAAGUGGACGUGGGCGCGCAACCUCCCGCUCCUGUCCCGCCACUUCCACGUCUACGCCCCGGACCUCGUCUUCUUCGGCGCGCACUCCCGCUCCGCCUCGCCGCUCCGCUCCGUGGCGUUCCAGGCCCGCUGCGCCGCCGACGCCAUGCGCCUCCUCGGCGUGCACCGCUACGACGUCGCCGGGAUCAGCUACGGCGGCUUCGUCGCGUACCGGAUGGCCGCCGCCGAGGCCAGGGGCGCCGUCGGGAGGGUCGUGGUCAUGACCAGCGGCGUCGCGGCCGCGCCAGGGGAGAUGCGGGAGAUGGCGGCGCGGGAGGAGCGGACCGUCGAGGAGGCGCUGCUCCCCAAGACCGCCGAGGGGCUGCGCUUCCUCGUGCGCCGCUCCAUGCACCGCCCGCCGCCGUGGAUGCCGGACUUCGUGCUUGACGACUUCAUCCAGAUCGACAGAUCGUUACGUGUACGUCGGAAGCACCUACCACGUUUAAGCUCCUUUUCUUCGGCUGCAGCUCAUGUGCGUGGAUCAAAGGAAGGAGAGGGCAGAGUUGCUCCAGGAAUUGCUCAAGAACGGCGCUGGCUUCGAUCCCCUCCCGGUUCUUACCCAGGAAACACUGAUCAUCUGGGGAGACAAAGACCGGGUGUUCCCCGUCGAUCUUGGCCACCGGCUGCACUGGCAUCUGGGAGAGAGAUCCAGGCUAGAGAUCGUCAAGGACGCAGGGCACGCGCUGCAGCUGGAGGGGGCCGAGCAUGUCAACAAAUUCAUCAAGUCGUUCCUCCUGGACGAACGACGAAUUGGGCCGGGCGUCGCCGUGGCCCAGAAAAUACAAACGACCAUGGAUCUUAGGCAAAGGACUCCCCCUUCCACCUCAAGUUCACAUGGAUGUAAUCAUGAUCGUGCUGUGGCAAAUUUAGAAGGCACGCAACGCCCUCAUCUUCGACAACAAGACAUCUUCGGUGCGCGAUGUGCUUCGACGGGUACCUGACAAUCUCGAUGCUUGGAAAUGUAGGUACAGGAAGUAAGCCUCAGAUACAGAGUUGGCGAGACUACCUACACUCUCGUCUGUAAUCUAUCUCCUCCACUCUCACCUUGUAACUUCUCCCUGGAAUGCCAGGUACUAUUUGUACUGUGACCCGCCAAUGUUCUUUUAUAUUCCAGAUGUA
Setaria italica (foxtail millet) is the source of this 1629-nucleotide messenger RNA. Its product is annotated as 2-hydroxy-6-oxononadienedioate/2-hydroxy-6-oxononatrienedioate hydrolase. Lineage: Eukaryota; Viridiplantae; Streptophyta; Magnoliopsida; Poales; Poaceae. The record is from RefSeq and is a predicted model, not a curated record. The transcript is spliced from 5 exons. Bases 188 to 1312 code for a protein of 374 amino acids.